AGGCAAAAGUCACGCAUACAGCCCUUAGCGGUUUUUGUUUCACUUUUCGGUCUCCUGUUAACUAUUGAUGUUAAGGAUAAAAACAGAACAAUACAAGCGCCUUCCUCAAAAAGUAAAAAACAAUAACAGGGAAUUAUAGUUUCAGGAUUCAACCCAGCUGUUUGUAAUUUGUAUAGCAUUUAUUACAUUGUAUUAACUCAUCUCUAGCUCAUACGUGUGUCGAGGAGCUGGGMUUCAGAGUGAUCGAUCAGAACCCAGCUCUCCAAACUAGGGCAGUGGAGCUGGAGAAUAACCGUGGACGAGAUGGAGGACCGGGAGACCUUCGACGGUCCAGGAGGGCCUCAAGACUUGAUCAGCUCCUCGUUCAACCAGGACACCACGUCUCUAUCAGUGGGCACUAAGUCAGGCUACAGACUCUUCUCUGUCACCUCGGUGGACAAGAUGGACUGCAUCCAUGAAGGAGCGGAGUGUCCAGACGUGUACAUCGUGGAGCGSUUGUUCUCCAGCAGUCUGGUGGUGGUGGUCAGUCUCUCCAUGCCCCGACGUAUGAACGUCUACCACUUCAAGAGGGGAACAGAGAUCUGCAACUAUAGCUACUCCAACAACAUCCUCUCAGUCAGGCUCAACAGACAGAGGCUGGUAGUGUGUCUGGAGGAGUCAGUCUACAUCCACAACAUCAAAGACAUGAAGCUGCUCAAGACGCUGCUCAACAUACCACACAACCCCUCAGGUCUCUGUGCCCUCUCUGUGAGCCAUGGUAACUCCUACCUGGCGUACCCUGGCAGUCAGACCAUCGGGGAGAUCAUGGUUUAUGACGCCAACAACCUGAGCACGGUGACGAUGAUCCCAGCCCAUGACAGUCCCCUUGCAGCUCUCACAUUCAACGCGUCAGGAACCAAACUGGCCAGCGCCUCCGAGAGGGGUACAGUGAUCCGAGUGUUCACCAUCCCAGAGGGACAAAGACUGUUUGAGUUCCGCAGAGGGAUGAAGAGGUACGUGAGUAUCAGCUCGUUGUCCUUUAGUUCAGACGCCCAGUUCCUCUGUGCCUCCAGCAACACCGAAACGGUCCAUAUCUUCAAACUGGAACAUCACAGCCCCAGUCGAGAGGGGGAAUGUCCUACGUGGGGUGCAUACGUGGGAAAGAUGUUCACAGCAGCCAGCACCUACCUUCCCUCCCAGGUCUCUGACAUAAUGCACCAGGACCGGGCCUUCGCCACUGUACGACUUAACAUGUUCGGACUCAAGAACAUCUGCGCCUUGGCCACGGUUCAGAAGCUGCCUCGUCUGCUGGUGGCGUCAUCAGAUGGACAUAUCUACAUCUAUAACAUCGACACACAGGAGGGAGGAGAGUGUGUGUUGGUCAGGAAACAUAGACUAUUUGAAGGAGAUAAGGAGCCACAGGAAGAACAACAGGAAGAGGAGGAGCUUGAGGAUAGAAGGUCCCUCCCACCGUCAAACAGCCCAUCAUACGCUGCCACUGUGGCUCUCCCCUCGACCCCACCCUCUUCUACCACUCUCACAGGCUACUCAGAUGGAGGGGCUAAGAAAGGUGAUGUGAUCCCUCAACAUGAGUUUACCAAGGGACCCGUCUAUCUGGAUGACGAGAACGAGUUUCCUCCAGUCAGCAACCAGAGCAACUGACCCGACUUUUCCCGGGAACCAAUCAACUGGAGCCAUUCAAGCUAGAAGAAGGGAUAUCAUUAUUCAGAGAACCCCCCCCCCCCCCCCCAGGRCCCKCCCCCKRGUCCCCAAUGAGCCAAUCAGAUGGGAGAAAUGUAGAAGCCACAAUGGUGAUUGGUUACUGUCAUGCGCCACUCAGAAGUAGAGUAUGGAUAGACAGUAGACCUGUCUCUGUACAUUGUCGUAUACCUGGCCCUGAAGGUCAAUAUGAAUAAAAACAUUUAAUUCCCUAACUAUCAGAAGGAAAGGAGGUCUGGGCUCUGAAGUUGUAGCCUACCUCUAGUCUAAUAUUAACCAAUAUUAACAUGGUUAAAAAGGGACUUUAAUAUUUAAUUGCAUUCAUAUAGAGCUAUUGAGAAGUGUUCAAAGUGCUUAACAUUGUCAAAAGGGGAAGAGGCAAAACCAUUCAAUUGUACUUUUAUCACCUCUUAGUAUCGUUUAGUGAUAUAUAACACUGACUGGAAAGUCCGCGUCCUAUUCUGCUGCUUGAUGCAGAUUGGCUAGAACCCAGUGUAUGGUGGCAGAGAGGGGCACAGAGACUGAGGCUUAUCACUGUUCUCUAGCUGUGGCACGCCCUGAGCGAGAAGAGGGGGGGAAGAGAAAGAAAGAGGGGGGGCUUUAUCAUAUGUCUGAAGCGAUAGUUUUCUAACAGCUCUAGGAAAAAAGGUGGAAAGAAAAGUCAAAUACUGAAAUGUGAAAAACUGAAUAGAGAACUGUAUUAUAGGAUCGUACAGGUCCUUUUAUUUCAUUGAUUUCAUUAUUAACACCAUUGACUACAUAAUAUUGAAUAUUGUAACAUUUCAGAUAUGACAGAUGUUUUUACUUUGUAAAAAAAAUUAUGUUGACUUGUACUAAAUACUCUUUUGGAAUAUGAAAUUAGUAUUAUUCAUCAAUACAUUAGGUCUUAAGUGGU
Molecule: messenger RNA, 2593 nt
Organism: Salvelinus sp. IW2-2015
Lineage: Eukaryota; Metazoa; Chordata; Actinopteri; Salmoniformes; Salmonidae
Product: WD repeat domain phosphoinositide-interacting protein 1
Biological process (GO): nucleophagy; protein localization to phagophore assembly site; protein lipidation
Cellular component (GO): cytosol; extrinsic component of membrane; phagophore assembly site membrane
Molecular function (GO): phosphatidylinositol-3-phosphate binding; phosphatidylinositol-3,5-bisphosphate binding; protein binding
Source: RefSeq, a predicted model, not a curated record